Galleria mellonella (greater wax moth) is the source of this 11118-nucleotide messenger RNA. RefSeq names its product protein crumbs (gene crb). The transcript has 44 exons. Gene Ontology annotation, cellular component: plasma membrane; protein-containing complex. The coding region runs from base 233 to 7393 and encodes 2386 amino acids. The record is from RefSeq and is a predicted model, not a curated record. Gene Ontology annotation, molecular function: calcium ion binding. Lineage: Eukaryota; Metazoa; Arthropoda; Insecta; Lepidoptera; Pyralidae. Gene Ontology annotation, biological process: heterophilic cell-cell adhesion; establishment or maintenance of epithelial cell apical/basal polarity.
CCAUAUAUCAGAUCAUUAUUAUUCAUUCAUUGGUCCAUUCGUGUUUGGUUUCUGAGUUUGUGAUGUUUCUUUCUUGUCUUUUUAUUUAUGUGACGUUGAAUAUUUUAUAUUUUACAUGAUUUCUAUUAAUUUGAUUAGUGCAAAGUUUUAUUUAAGUGAAAUAUGUAUUAAUAAACUGGUGUUAACUUAAUGUAGGUGUUCAUUUGUGAGUUUUGUUCAUUAUUUCAACACAAUGAAGGUGGACAUAGUUUCGAGUAGGUGCGCUACAUUAAACUUUACAGGCUGGCUACUGUGGGUGUGUGUGUGCGCGUGGUGGUGGGCGGGCGGGCACGCAGCAGACCCGCUUGGGCCCUCGGACCGGCCCGAGGCCUACUUCAACGGCAGCUCGUACAUACACCUCACACGGCCUAUAUCGCUGAAGCAGCUCGUCGGGCUCAGCUUCCGGACAUGUGUCGGUGGGGAGCUGUUCUCGCAGCGUUUCGAGCGGUACACGCUGCACGUGACGGCGCUGUACGAGCAGGUGGUGGUGUCGUGGGCGCUGCCGACGCAGUCCACGCGCCAGGAGGGCAUGGCCAAGGAGACGCUCGAUAACCGCUGGCACUGGGUCGCGCUGCGCUACCGCCCCAACCCGCCCGCGUUACUGCUCGAGGUGGACCACGACUACAUGGUGAUAUCGAACGUGACGUGGAACCCGGAGCUACUGUCGCCGGGCGCGCUGGAGGCGGGCGGCGCCGAGGUGCUGGUGGGCAACGUGUUCAGCGGCUGCAUCCACGAGGGGCCGCAGCUCGAGUUCCACGCCGCCAACGCACAGUUCAGCAACGUCGUCUUCGGACACUGCCCGCUCUCCACUGACGAAUGUAAAGACGGAAAAGACGUGCUGAGGAUACCGCCAAAGGAUCAUUGCUACAAUGAACCGUGCAUGCGACACGGAACAUGCAUUUCCAGACACGACAGGUACGAGUGCCACUGCACGGCGCGGUACACGGGCAACAACUGCGAGGUGGACGCGGGCCCGCCGUGCCGGCAGGCGGGCGGCGCGGCGUGCCUGCACGGCGGCCGCUGCGUGGAGGACGCGCGCGGCGACUACGCGUGCGUGUGCCCGCCGCGCUACCGCGGCCGCCGCUGCGAGCGCGAGCUGUCGCUGCACCCGCUGUGCGUCGCCGGCCCCUGCCGCAACAACGGCACCUGCAGCGUGCCCCACUCCGCCGACACAUACGUCUGCGACUGUCCGCCCGGGUUCACGGGCACCAACUGCGAGCAGGACGUGGACGAGUGCGCGGCGGCGGGCGCGGCCGCGUGCCUCAACGGCGGCCGCUGCGUCGACGGCAUCAACAACUACACGUGCGACUGCUCCGGCACCGGUUACACGGGUUCGCGGUGCGAGACGAACGUGAACGAGUGCGAGGAGGAGCGUGCGGUGUGCGGACACGGCGUGUGCUACGACACGUACGGCGGCUUCGUGUGCGCCUGCCUGCCCGGCUACACCGGCGAGCGCUGCCACCAGAUGUCGGCGUGCGCGUCGGGCCCGUGCGGCGCGGGCGGCGCGUGCGUGGAGGAGAGCGGCGGCAGCGGCUUCCGCUGCGUGUGCGCACGCGGCUGGGCGCCGCCGCUCUGCAACACGCCGCUGCCGCCGUCGCCCGCCGCCGCCGCCGCCCCCGUCGCCCCCGUCGCCGCCGACAACUCCCCCGCGCCGCCACCGCCCGCCUGCGCCGAGAUCACGUGUCCGCCGCAUUCGCAUUGCGCUUACCACAAUACGCAUCUAGACACGUCUACUGCGGCAGCGGGAGGCACGGCGGCGACGGGGCAGGUGACGUGCGUUUGCGACCCCGGCUACUACGGCGCGGCGGGCGCGGCGGCGCUGUGCGCGGAGGCGGGCGGCGCGUGCGCGGCCGGCGUGUGCCUGCACGGCGCCGCGUGCGCGCAGGCCGCCGACGGCUUCAACUGCACCUGCACGCCCGCCUACCGCGGCGUGUACUGCGAGCAGGCGGCGGCGGCGGCGGCGGCGACGGCGGCGACGGCGGCGGCGGCGGCGGCGGCGGCCGGCAAGGCGCUGUCCGACCUGCGCGCGCCGCCCGAGCGCUGCGCCACCGCGCCCUGCCUGCACGCGCGCGCCUGCCACGACCGGCCGACGGGAUUCCAGUGCGAGUGCGAGCCGGGCUGGGGCGGCGCGCGGUGCUCGGUGGCGGCCGACGACGCCGACGACGACUGCGCGCCGCGCUGCCUGCACGGCGUGUGCCGCGCCGCCGCCUGCCACUGCCGCGCCGGCUACGGCGGCGCCGCCUGCGACCUGCCGCUCGACUGCCGCGCCGCCGGCUGCCCGCUGCACCAGGAGUGUGUGGAGCAGAGCGGCGGCGGCGGGUGGCGGUGCGCGGAGGGCGCGGAGGGCGCGGCGGAGGCCGGCGGCGCCGCGCCGGCGGCCGGCUCCGCGCUGCCGGACGGCGCGCCGUGCGCCGCCGCGCCCUGCCUCAACGGCACGUGCCUGCCGCUCGACGACGGCCUCUUUCGCUGCCAGUGCCAGCCCGGCUACACAGGUCGUCUAUGCGACCACGAUGUAGACGAGUGCACGCGAACGCCUAAAAUUUGCAAAAAUGGCGUGUGUGUCAACAGCGUUGGGUCGUACCAGUGUUACUGCAGACCUGGUUACACUGGCGAUAACUGUGACCAGGAUAUUGACGAGUGCCUGUCGUCACCCUGUAAGAAUGGAGGGACGUGCCAGAACUUGGAGAACAAUUAUGAAUGCACAUGUGUAGAAGGCUAUGAAGGCAAGGACUGCUCGACCAACAUCGACGAGUGCGCGACGUCGCCGUGCGCGGCGGGCGCGACGUGCGUGGACGGCGUGGCCGGCUACUCGUGCGUGUGCCCCGACGGGCUCACCGGCGCCAACUGCGAGCUCGACAUCGACGACUGCGAGUCGUCGCCGUGCCUGCACGGCGGGCGCUGCGUGGACGCGCUGAACGGCUACCGGUGCGAGUGCGCGGGCACGGGCUUCGCGGGCGACGACUGCGGCACCAACAUCGACGAGUGCGCGCCGCAGCCCUGCCUGCACGGCGCCACCUGCCACGACGACCUCAACGACUACCGCUGCGUCUGCCACCCGGGCUACACCGGCAAGAACUGCGAGGUGGACAUAAACGAGUGCGAGAGCUCCCCGUGCAACUACGGCGGCGUGUGCGUGGAGCGCAGCAACGCGAGCCUGUACCGCGCGGCGGCGGCGGCCGCGGCGGCGGCGGCCGCGGCGCCGCUGCAGCUCGGCCCGCAGCCGCACAUGCUGCUGCCCGACUCCUUCUACGCGCCCUUCCACUACCACAACGCCAGCGGGUAUGAGUGCGUGUGCGUGGCGGGCACGACGGGCCCGCGCUGCGAGGUGAACGUGGACGAGUGCGCGUCGUCGCCCUGCGGCCACGGCAAGUGCAUCGACGGCGUCGGCGGCUACGUGUGCGACUGCAACGCCGGCUACGAGGGCGACCACUGCGACAUCGAGAUCGACGAGUGCCAGAGGUACCGGCCGUGCGUGCACGGGCGCUGCUACGACGGGCGCGCCACGUACUCGUGCUACUGCGCGGCGGGCUACGGCGGCCGCAACUGCUCGGUGGCGCUGCGCGGCUGCGACGCGCGGCCGUGCCGCAACAACGGCACCUGCCUGCCCUGGCUGCGCCACGAGACCGAGCACCGCUUCAACUGCUCCUGCGCGCCCGGACACUACGGACACGUCUGCGAGAAGAUAACGACCAUGUCGCUGGAGAAGAGCAGCUACGCUGAAGUGAACACGUCGCGCGAGGAGGGCUACGACCUGUCGUUCAGGUUCAAGACCACGCUCGGCAACGGGCUGCUGGCGAUGGGCCGCGGCCUCACCUACUUCUUCCUCGAGCUGAGCAACGGCCGCCUCAACCUGCACUCCAGCCUGCUCAACAAGUGGGAGGGCGUUUUCAUCGGCUCCAACCUCAAUGACAGCAACUGGCAGAAGGUGUUCGUGACGAUCAACUCUUCGCACCUGGUACUGGCGGCGAACGAGGAGCAGACCAUCUACCCGAUCAGCCAGAAUGAGGCGUUCAACGCCACCGUCACGUCGUUCCCGAGCACGCGGCUCGGCACCGCCGGCUCCUCCUACGCCACGCUGCGACACGGGCCUAACUUCUUCGUCGGCUGCUUCCAGGACGUCGUCGUCAACGGACAGUGGGUGUUACCCGAGGACUCGAACGCGACGAGCGCGGAGAGCGCGACCACCGAGUCGGCGGCGGCGGAGCAGGAGCAGCAGGAGGAGGGCGAGGCGGAGGCUGCGGCGGAUGGCGCGGGGGAGGGCGCGGCGGUGGCGGAGGGCGCGGGGGAGGCGGAGGGCGACGGGCGGCGCGCGCGCGCCGAGCUGCGCGGCGUGCUGGCCUCGUGCCCGCGCACGCCGCAGUGCGCGCCCAACCCCUGCCACUCGGGCGGCUCCUGCGAGGACGCCUGGACCAGCUUCGUCUGCACCUGCCCGCGGCCCUACCUCGGCCACACCUGCCAGUACAACUACACGGCGGCGACUUUCGGGCAGGAGGCGGCCAAGCCGCGCGCCGUGGCCACCGUGCGCGUGACGGACGCCGCGCGCCGCGCCGUGCACGCCGCGCUCGACAUCUCCAUGUUCGUGCGCACCAGGAAGCCCACCGGCCAGAUCUUCUACCUCGGCUCGCUGCCCAGGGCCCAUCCAUCGGAUGAAACGCAAGUGAGCGCGUCUUUGUUCGGCGGCGAGCUGCUAGUACACCUGCGCUUCAACCAGACCUCGGAGAACUACACUGUCGGCGGCACGCGCCUCGACAACGGACAUCUGCACCUUAUACAGGUGGUGCGCAACUCUACGUUGGUGCAAGUGAAGCUUAACGGCACCGAGUACUUCCGCAAAUCGAUAUCGGCCGCGAAACAACUGGAUGCGCAGGUGCUGUACCUGGGCGGGCCGCCGCCGCCGCCGUCCGCGCCGCCCACCGGUGCCGCGCCGCCGGCUGCCGCGUCCGCGCCCGCCACCACGCCGGCGCCCCUCGAACACGACGACGCUGACUACUUCAAGGGCGUCAUACAGGACGUGCAGGUGUCGAACGGCGUGAACGUGACCAUAGUGGAGUUCUUCCCGCUGCAAGUGCCGGGGCUGGAGCUGCCACCGCCAUUCGGGGAAGUGACCCUGGACCCAGAGGGCGUGCUGCCCGGCGUGGUGUCGGACGACGCCUGCGCCUCCCACCCUUGCCUGCACAAUGCCACCUGCACACUCACCUGGAAUGACUACACGUGCACGUGUCUGCGUGGCUACAAGGGUAAGCAGUGCGCGCAAGUGGAAUUUUGUCAGCUGCAGGACUGUCCGUCCAACUCGCACUGCAGGAACCUCGACGCCGGGUACGAGUGCGUGUCGAACGCGACGUUCGACGGCGUGAACACGACGCUGUCGUACCGGCUGCGCGUGCCGCGCGGCCUGCCGCUCGCCGGCGACGCGCUGCAGCCGCCGGACUCGCUCACCCUCACCUACAGGAGCAAGACUGGCGGCACGCUGUUCCGCGCGGUGCUGCCGCCCGGCGGCGGCGGUGGUGGCGGCGGCGAGCAGUCCGUGUUCAGCGUGGGCGCGUACAAGGAGCAGGUGACGGUGGAGUGGCGGCUGGCGGGCCGCGAGCCGGCGCUGCAGCGCAUGCGCGCGCGCGACCACCUGCACUGGACCACGCUGCGCUUCACACUGCACGCCGACCGCGCCGAGAUACACGGCGUAUUCGUGGAGGCGGACGGGCACGAGGAGGCCGGGUUCGUGGCGGCCAUCGACGUGGCGGCGUGGCAGCAGCUCGUCACAGACGGCGACAUACACCUGGGCGGCGUGCGCCGCGACUACCUCCCGCCCGCCACCACCGCCAUCACGCUUCAGCCUGAGAACUCUACGGACUUGGCCGUGUUGGAGUACACAGAGGGCGCCCAGUAUGCUGCGGACAACUUGGACGGCGGAUACUUUAAGGGUUGCAUGGGCGCGGUACACGUGGGGUCGCUGCUGUUACCAUUCUUUACGGAGGAGGAGCUGUUCGUGGGUUCGGCGGCCGGCCUACUCGCCGCGCAACCACACUACGCACUAUUGUCUGGGCGCGGAUGGGGCGCGGCGGAGGGCGUGGGCUGCGUGCUGUGCCUGGAGCAGGACUGCGAGCGCGGCGGACACUGCGCCGACGUGCGCAGCUCGUACGCCUGCGCCUGCCCGCCCGGCUACGUGGGCGACCACUGCGAGACCGACGUAGACGAGUGCCAGGAGAACAAGUGUCAGAACGGCGCCACGUGCCAGGACGGCGUCGCCAUGUACACGUGCAUCUGCCCGGUGGGCUUCGAAGGGGAGCUGUGCGAGGUGGACCGGGACGAGUGCGCGUCGUCGCCGUGCGCGAACGGCGGCACGUGCUCGGACGCGGCGGGCGGGUUCUCGUGCCGCUGCCCGGCCGAGUGGCGCGGCGCGCGCUGCGACGAGCCGCGCCGCCGCCGCUGCGCGCACCGGCCCUGCGCACGCGGCGCGCGCGCCUGCCGCGACCAGCCGCCCGAUCCGCCGACGGGCAACAACUACACGUGCGAGUGCCUGGAGGGCUUCGAGGGCGUACACUGCGAGAGCGCGUUCUGCGAGGUGGAGCCGUGCGUGCACGGCGUGUGCGUCGCCGAGCCGCCGGAGCCGCGCUGCGAGUGCGAGGCGGGCUACACGGGCCGGCGCUGCGAGGCGGAGCGCGACGAGUGCGCGGAGGCCGGCGCCGCCGCCUGCCUGCACGGCGGCCGCUGCCUCGACCAGCGCGCCGGCUUCCGCUGCGACUGCACGCGCACAGGGUGGACGGGCGCGCGGUGCGAGGUGGACGUGGACGAGUGCGCGAGCGGCGCCGUGAGCUGCGGGCCCGGCGACUGCCUCAACCUCGACGGCUCCUACACGUGCCAGUGCACGGCCGGGUUCUGCGGGAACGAGUGUGCGCUGAGGGACCCGUGCCUGGAGCCGGCGGCGGCCGCUGGUGGUGGCGAGACUGGUGAGGCUGGUGAGGGUGGCGACGGCGGCAACAGCACGGGCCCGUGCCUGCACGGCGGCCGCUGCGAGCAGCGCUGCACCGCCACCACCGACUACGUGUGCCACUGCACCGCCGGCUGGACCGGCAAGAACUGCUCCUACCAGGGCGCGUGGGCGGGCGCGGAGGGCGAGGCGGCGGGCGGCGGCGGCGGCGGCGGCGGGCGGGGGUGGGGCGCGGCGGCGGCGGGCGCGGGCGGCGCGCUGGCGGCGCUACUGGUGGUGGGCGGCGCGCUGGCGGCGCUGGGCGCGCAGGCGCGGCGCAAGCGCGCCACGCGCGGCACGUACUCGCCCUCGGGCCAGGAGUACUGCAACCCGCGCGCCGAGAUGAUCACGCACGCGCUCAAGCCGCCGCCGGAGGAGCGCCUCAUAUAAUUUCACAAGACUCGGCAUCAUCAAGGGCACGGAUACAUUGAAUCAGAUAAGGAGACUCGUCGCAUAUCAACCAAAUGUGUAUGUGUUGUGUGGGUGUGUGUGUGUGUGCGCGUGGAUGGACGCGUGUGUGCAUACGCUUGUUAUUGUUCAAAUGUUUGUUGCGCGUGUGCGUAUAACGGUGUACCUGCGUUUUAUAUAGCGACGUGUGUUUGUAUGCGUGUGUGUGUGUGUGUAUGUGUGUGUGUGUGUAUGUGUGUGUGUGUGCAUAAUUUAAUAAUUAGUUUUAAGGUUCACAAUAGAGACGUUUUCGUUAUAAGUAAAUAUUGUGAAACUGUACGCAUGUAUCACAGCGGGCGCUCACUCUACUGACACGAUGACGUGAAGCGAGAAACAAAUAUAUAUAUUAGUAACAAUUUUAUAUUAGAUAAAAUAUAGUAUGUACUUAGAGAUUGAUGUAAUAUGACUAACAAACAUGACACGUGCAUGAUUAUUUAUUAUUAUUAUACGGAGACAGAGGAACGUUGUGCCUGAAACUGCAAUUUUUAAACUUUGUACUUACAAUUUAUUAGAUUAUGAGGAAAUUUUUAAAACCUUAAAUAUUUGUGUGUGAAAGGAUUUUGAGCGUGGUACUAGCAGAGACCAGAGGGCCUACAAUGAAAUAUUUUCCGAAAUUUCGGGCACGAACGAAACAGAAAUUUGAUGUUAAAAUUACAUAAUACAUGUCGUUUAAAAUGAUUAAAAAUGAUAAAAUAUCGUUCCUCUGGACUAUUAGGAUACGAUUUAUGAUGUACGAAAUGUUAAGCUCCAUUUACUGGCUCGAUUUAGGUACGAACAAAAACACGAAAUUGAGCCCGAAAAUUCGGAUUUUCGUUUCAUGGUAGACCGCCAGGGUACAGUAUUACAAGCAGCGUGACAGCCGACCGGCUGAACGAAACGGUACUUCGUCAUUCAUACAGAUUGUAACAUUCAGAAGUACGAGCAUACUUUUUAAUUGUAGAUUGUAUUAAAUAUAUGAAUUUACAUAUAUUGCAACUGAAGGGCAUACACUUCGAGGCGGGUUCGACUUGUGACGUGACAACAACGCUGCAACUUUAAAAAAAUGGCAAAAGCAUGCUUUUGUAAACGAAAAAAUUAUCUUAGAGUUCAAUCUAUGGUAUCUAAUGAUAAAUGUAAUGUACAUUUUACUAAAAAGUGUCCAGCCACACACACACGCGUGUAUUUUUUUUAUAUACAAAUGUUAUAUGUUGUGGCGGUUGUUAGCUGUGAUAGUGGUCGGCCCGCCACCGCCUCGUAUUCUUAGCGUAUGUAAGUGUAAGUGGAACUAAAAAGCGUGCAACAUUCUAAAUUACAUUGUAGUGAAGGCGGCUAUCGCCCGUCAGUCCCGCAGCGGCCCCGCACUCGCGCCCCCCCCCCACACCCCACCCCCCUCCCCGCCACCACCACUCGCGUAUUGUAAAUAUAUAUAUUAAAAAUUAUAUUUACAUAGGCGAGGCUCUAACGAUCAUAUUGUGUUUACUCUAAAAGAUUACAGUAGAAAAUUCAUUAUAAAUACAAACAAUUACAAGAAAUGUUCAUAGUGAGAAAACACUGGCCCGUCGCUAAAAGAUUUAUAUAAUCGGGUCUUUUUUUUUAUACAACAUAGAAUGGCAAACAAGCUGUCGGCCCAACUGAUGGAAAGUGGUAACCGUCGCCUAUAGACAUGAGCAGUACCAUGGACAUAACAGAGUAUACUGUUUCGCCCAUGAUACCCCCCAUGCGUUGCCGUUCCAUUCUAUUGAACACUGGUCGCACCUAUAGACACUCCGUUUGCGUUUUAUGUAAUUCUUCUCUGUAUAUUCGCAAAGAUAGUACUGUGUCUGUGAGUCAGUUUAUUUGAGACCACAAUCUUGCUUUUUUUUUUCUUUAAGACCGUUAAAUUUUAACAUAAGAAUGUGAAACUGGCACUAAACGCGGAGCUAGUUGUGGUAUUUUCAUGUUAAAAAAUAAGUAAUUUAUAUCUACAUCUACACUAAUAUUAUAAAUAGGAGAGAUUUGUAUUUUUGUAUGUAUGUUUGUAAUGAAUAAACUCAAAAACUACUGAUUUCGAAAAUUCUUUCACCGUUAGAAAGCUACAUUCACCCUGAGUAACAUAGACUAUAUUGAUUGCUAGCAAAAGAUUAGGGAUCUUUACUAAAACUUUAGUAACGUAACUCAAGGUGUAAAGAUAAUGCUAUAAAAUAUCUUUCGUCGCGUGCGCUGCGGAAACUAUUGGUGAUAGAACAAAAGUACGUUCUACAAUAUUGAAGAAAAUAUCGAUAACUACAAAAAACUUCGCGACACUAUAUGUCCAACUAUUAUCGUUAUGUCACAAUAACCACUUUUUAAAAUGUUGUAAAAAUGUCCACCCGUGCGAAGCCGGGACGGAACGCUAGUAAUAUAUAAAUGAAACGAUUAUAGUAAUUUGUACUGUGCAGUAGAUCAUUUGGUCCGUUUACUUUCCCAGUUUGAUAUAAUUACAAUAGUGAAAUGUUAAAUAUAAUAGUAGCGGUGUGGCGGUAGAGUAGCGGCGGGGUGCGGGGCGCGGGGUGAGGGGUGCGGGGCGCGGGCGCGGCGGAGCGGCGAGCCGUCCGUGCCUUAACCAAAAGUCUGUAUAUUUGAGAGCUGUAUACACUUAGCAAUAAGUUAACAUUUACUAUGUAAACGUAUUAACAAUUGUAGUAUUAAGUACAGUGAGCAGAUCCACUCGCCUGGAGACUAGCGCCGCGCGGCCACCAGGGGGCGCCUACUUACUGCGCAACCUGUAGUAUUAUUGUCCAGUACUUACACGGAACUUGUACUUACGCUUUAUACUUACGUUGCUCAACACACAUUCCAAGGCCCGCGAGGCUUGUAUUGUAUUGUUUUUAUUGAAUGAAAUCUGUAAAAUAUAAAUUGUAGACGUUUGAAGAAAGCGCGACCGUACGGUGUAAAUAUCACGCACCAUCACAACUGGACACGUGACACGCGUGCAUGGUGUAUUAUAUGGUGUAUAAAUAUACUUCUUUAUUCCUAAACUAUCAUAAACUCCUGGUAAACUUUUAACUAAAAUGCAUUGAAAAUAUCUCAAAAUCGAAGUAGUAAUUUUUUUACGAUAGUGCAAUAAAAUUUCUAAAGACUGGAAAUAUCCAUGGGCACAGAUUCAUUUUCUGCGUGUUCUGUAAUUAAGAACUUAUUGGCCUACCCUCUUUUGAAAACGUAUCAUUGUACGUAUGUUUCUUAAUUUAUUGCUCCAUACAUUUUUCAAUUUUAUUCUCACGCCAUGUUUCUUCUUCGUCUGGUCGCUCCUCGACUCGUUCGCGCUUUCUUCACAUGCUAGUGAUAAAACGUGUAAAAUAUUGUGAUAUGUAUUUUUUUUUUCAAUCAAGUUUUAUUAUUCGAUUUUUUUUUGUAUUCGUUGCUGCAAAUAAUAUAUUUCGGCAGCUCAGUUUAUAUCAAAUUGUUAUUUUACAAUAAUAAAAUAAAUGUAUUGUGUACAUUCCCAUAUUUUAGUAGAUAGAAUAUUAUAUUAAGACAUUACAUAAUGAACUAUGAUCAAAUUUAUAUAAUAAUUGUACAUAGCCUUAUGUCGUAUUCAACUGCAUUCGGAAACUCACUGCAAGCAAUGUUACCGUCCACAGUAAUUCUUGUUCUACAUGUGAUUAGUUCGUGUGUUAUUGCACGCCAGCCUAUUGGCCUAUUGACUCAAUAAAGGGACUUUCUAUUGCUAA